CAGAUCCAAAACGCGAUCACAAAUCUCAUCCCCAGAGAACCCAGAGAGAGAGAGCGAUAUCGAAAAUCAAAACUCUCUCCUUUAUAUAUAAUCCAAUUUACAAAUCUCUUUCCCUCUCUAAAAAUUUCUCAUCUUUGUAUAAAAAGCCUACGCCUUUUUCAAAUCAUUCACCUUCCUUUCGCCUUUUUGGGGGAAUUUCUUUCAGUCUUUUGGGUUUACGAAACCCUAGAUUUCGAAAUUCCGGAUUGCUAACUAGCGAAAGAGAAUGGCUGAUCAAGGAAUGGAAGGGAGCCAGCCAGUUGACCUUACUAAGCAUCCUUCAGGGAUUGUUCCUACUCUUCAAAAUAUUGUCUCAACAGUGAACUUAGACUGCAAGCUUGAUCUUAAAGCCAUAGCUUUGCAGGCUCGGAAUGCUGAAUAUAACCCUAAGCGUUUCGCUGCUGUAAUCAUGAGGAUCAGAGAGCCAAAGACAACAGCGUUAAUUUUUGCUUCUGGGAAAAUGGUGUGUACCGGAGCUAAAAGUGAACAUCUUUCAAAGCUGGCUGCAAGAAAGUAUGCUCGGAUUGUUCAAAAGCUUGGCUUUCCUGCAAAGUUCAAGGAUUUCAAGAUUCAGAACAUUGUAGGCUCAUGUGAUGUCAAAUUCCCCAUUAGGCUUGAAGGUCUUGCAUACUCUCAUAGUGCUUUCUCAAGUUACGAGCCUGAGCUAUUUCCAGGAUUGAUAUAUAGGAUGAAACUGCCAAAGAUUGUAUUGCUUAUUUUUGUGUCAGGAAAGAUUGUCAUAACUGGAGCCAAGAUGAGAGAAGAAACCUACACCGCAUUUGAGAAUAUCUACCCAGUUCUUACAGAAUUCAGGAAGGUCCAGCAAUAAUAGUAUAGCCUACAAAAUUGAAAGCAAAACCCAUGUUCACGUUUGGAUUGCCAUGAACUAGAGAUCUCGGGUGGUGGCAGGCGCUUGGUGAGGUUAUUAUCCUUGGACAAGAACUUGAGAUGAUUCAGAUUCAAAACCAGAAAUUGUAAAUACAGAAUGGAGAUGCCAAGAAAUCUCUUUUCUUUUUUUUUUUUUGUUCUAAAAAUGUCUUCCAAGUAUCUUGUUUCCUGUUCUGUUUGUUUCAGUGAGCAAUACUCAAUCAUUAAAGAGUUACCUAGUUCUUUGCUAAUUGUGCUGUAAUAAGACACCAAGUCUGUUUUCCCUUUAAUAUACUCUUUCAACAAUUUGCA
Messenger RNA from Arabidopsis lyrata subsp. lyrata, 1218 nucleotides. Its product is annotated as TATA-box-binding protein 2. Gene Ontology annotation, biological process: DNA-templated transcription initiation. Lineage: Eukaryota; Viridiplantae; Streptophyta; Magnoliopsida; Brassicales; Brassicaceae. The record is from RefSeq and is a predicted model, not a curated record. Gene Ontology annotation, molecular function: DNA binding; RNA polymerase II general transcription initiation factor activity. The coding region runs from base 266 to 868 and encodes 200 amino acids. The transcript has 10 exons.